AUGGAUCUCUGCACGGCCUUCUGCUCGCUGGGUUGGGACAUCGUGGGCAACGCCACGGUGCUCUUGUGCGACGACGCCCCCAACACCUCAGCGGGGUACACGGAGGUCGUGCCCAACACUGCCAUCUCGUCCCCUGCGGUGCAGUCGGCCGGCCCCACCUGCGAUCCCCGGCCCUGCACGGCGGGCAUCCCGAACCUCCUGGGGGCCACUAGCGACUGCGCUGGCAAGGCGGUUGCUUCGAAUCCGCUCGUGUGCGUGAUGGUGGAUCGAGUCAUGGAGGGGAGCCAUAGGGGCCCACAGCAGAAGAGUGAGAGCUACAAAGACUGA
Molecule: messenger RNA, 327 nt
Organism: Effrenium voratum
Lineage: Eukaryota; Dinophyceae; Suessiales; Symbiodiniaceae
Source: the annotation of a GenBank genome assembly